Molecule: messenger RNA, 3369 nt
Organism: Trichomonas vaginalis G3
Lineage: Eukaryota; Parabasalia; Trichomonadida; Trichomonadidae
Product: leucine-rich repeats (6 copies)-containing protein
Exons: 1
Coding region: 1-3369 (1122 amino acids)
Source: RefSeq, a predicted model, not a curated record
AUGUUUCGCUCUUCUUUAUUUAGCAAUCUUCUUUCAAGACAAGUUUUACUUAAUUCAGCAAUUGGCGUCAAAGAUAAUGUAGUUACUGUUACUACUGAUUACGAUUAUACCAAUCUUCUUAUUUUUCUUAAAAACUAUCCGGAAGUAGAUACUUUAAUUUCAAUAUCGAAUAUUGUUCCUAGUUAUUAUCCUAUUAACCGCAUCAAAGUAUCAACAAUUAAGAUUCAAGGAUCUGCUAAUUCAGUCCCAAGCGGUUUUCUCAUAGGAAACAGAUAUGUUAAAUCUGUAGAACUUUCUAAAAAUGUUACAUCAAUAGGCCCUGGCUGUUUCAAGAAUUCUGCAAUUCAGAACAUUACUAUUGACGGUAACAUCUCAUCUUUAGGAGAAGGUGCAUUUUACGGCUGCUCUUCUCUCACAGAGUUAUCGAUCAUGACAAAAACCAUUCCAAAUACAUUCGCUGCUAACUGUUUCAAUUUAGCAAAAAUCACAAUUUCCGAAGAGUCAAUUACGAUUGGCAGUAGUGCAUUUGCUUACUGCUACUCACUUGCAGUCUUUAGUUUUUCAAAGGUUACUUCGAUCGCUGACAAAGCAUUCCAAUUUUCCGGUCUUAAUAACGCUACUUUCCCUGCUUCCGUUGAAUCCAUUGGUGUUUCAGCGUUCGCAUACUCCAAGAUUGACGCGUUUACUCUUGAAGGAAGUAACGUUUCGAUCGGAGAUUACGCAUUCCAAGGCACGCAACUUACAGAAGCCAAAUUAACAAAUGUUCCAAGACUUGGUAAAGGUAUCUUCACAGAAUGUCCAUCCCUUGAAUCGAUUGAAACAGGUGUUAUCGAAAUUCCAGAAGAAUUCGCCAGUUACUGCACUAAAUUAGAGAAAGUUACAGCUAAUUCAGCAUAUAUCAUUGGUGUAAGGUCAUUCUAUAACUGCAUUAAGCUUGAAUCAAUAACUCUCAAUGACAAUGAAACAACAAUUAAAAAAGAAUGUUUCAUGUUUUGCGAGAAACUCGAUUUUGCUUUCAAAGAAAACCAAAUUUACACAAUUUCUGAUUACGCGUUCAGCUAUUGUUCCAAACUAAAACUUCCUUCUCUCCAUGAAAACACUACUGUUGGCAAUUACGCGUUCAUUGGAUGUGACAAAAUCGAAGAACUCACAAUCAACUGGGGAUUGACGUCAUUUGGUAUUUUCAUGGGUUGUAAGAACCUCGAAACUGUUACUUACACGUAUAACUCAUCAACUGAUGUCAAUGUAUUACCUGAUUACACAUUCUGCAACUGUUCAUCAUUAUCAGAAUUCAUUGACAAAAGUGUUUUAUCAAGUGUAAACAGUUAUGCGUUUGCAAGUACAAACAUCAAAGAAAUCAACUUAUUUAAUGCUUUCAUUGCUAAUUACGCAUUCGCUGAUGGUAGUCUUAAGAAGAUUACUCUUGCAGGUGUUUCUUCAUCACAAACAGAUGCUUUUUAUAACUGUGACAGUUUGAAGACAAUUGUAUUCAGUAAAAUAGCUGAUCCUGCAGGUGUAAAUGCAAUUAAUUUCGCUAAUUUGACAUUAGAUGAAAUCUCCAUUGAAGAAGGACAUGAAUCAUUGAACAUAUCUAAUGGUUUGUUGACAUAUGGCAAUGAUACAUUAGUUCUUGUUACUCCACAAUUCACAAAGAGUGAAUUAAGAAUUCCUGAGUCUGUAACAUAUAUAAAUCAUGAAGCUUUUAUUACUAAUAGAUACAUUAAGAAGUUAUAUAUUCCUUUCACGGUUUAUAUUGUUGACUCAUCGAAUAUUAUUCAUUCAACUUCAAUCGAGAAACUCGAAAUCUCAUUUGAUUCAAACGCAACAUUUUACAUGGGAGUCAGAGACAACAAGAAAUUGAAGUUCAUCAAUAUCAGUACACAGUUUGAUAAAAUUGGUGAUAAUUCAUUCAGCAACAACGAAAAUCUUGAAGAAGUUGUUUUGCCUUCCACUAUAACAGAAAUCGGAAACUACGCGUUCAACAUGUGUCCGAAACUGAAAACGAUUAACAUCGAAAAUGUUUCAGUGUUUGGAGAAUACGCGUUCAACGGAACAGCCCUUAAAACAUUUGAUUUCAGUAAAAUGAUCAGUCAAACAGUUCCUGCUGGUAUAUUAGGAUUUUGUUCGAAUCUCAAGGAAGUAAAAGGAACUUCAAACAUCACAACUGUCGAUGAAUACGCGUUUUCUCAUUGCGAAUCAUUGAAGAAAUUCGAGUCUUCUAUUUUGUAUAACAUUAUGUCGAAUGCUUUCGAAUAUUGCACGAGUUUAAAGGAGAUUAAUUUCAAGACUAUCGAAUACAUUUAUCCUCACGCUUUCACUCAGUGCACUUCCCUUAAAUCUGUUGAACUUACAACAACAGUAAACUUCCCAUUGGAUGCAUCUGAAAGUUCAUCAUUUGCAUUCAGUUUCUGCACUUCCCUUAAAUCCAUUGAUCUCACAGGUCUAAACAUCAUUCCUGUCUCUCUUUUCUAUGGAUGCUCCAGUUUGAAAGAAGUUACUUUCAGUUCUGGAUUGAUUGAGAUUGGAAGUUUCGCUUUCUCCGGCUGCGGAUUCAAGGAAAUAACUAUUCCAGAUAGUGUUACAUUGAUUGGCAGCAAUGCCUUUGGUUCCAACUCCAAACUAAAGACAGCAACAAUAGGAAAAGGAACACCAAGUUUCGACAAUUCUUGGUUCGCUCCAGCAACUCAAACUAUUAAGAUUAUCAUUCCACCUUCAAUUAAAAACAUUGGAAGCACUGUUUUCACUAGUAUGGACAAUGUUAAGAUUGAGUUUUCAUCAGAAAACAAUUACUAUGAUUACCAAGACCAAACAUUGAUUGGUAAGAUUAAAAAGAACUUAGUUACAACUGUAGGAAAAUUGGGCAAAGUUUACGAAGUUCCAGAACAAAUCAGAGUGAUUGAUUCCAAUGCAAUUAAGCGUGAUACAAGUGAUGAUUCCAGUUCAUCUGAAGAACUAGAUCUCUUAGUACAAUCCGAUGGAAUUGCAAGAGCUGCAAUUAUCAAGAUUCAAUCGAACAUUUCUACAUUCGGAUCAGUUGAUUUCACUGUACAAAGUAUGUGCUAUGAAGGUGAAUAUUAUCUAGGAGAUUCAUUGACAACUUCUUCCUCUUCGUCUAUUACAACAAUUUAUAAUAGCUAUGCUUCUGAGAAUUACCUUUAUAACGUACUAUUUGGAUCAGAAAAUGCAGGACCAAAAUGUUCAACAAGUCUUUCUGAUUCCUUCAAAUGGAGACAUAUUGUUGGAAUGAGUAGUGCAGAGAUCGGCCUCACAGUUGCAUUCGUAAUAGUUCUAAUUGCACUGAUUGUACUAGUCAUUCUCUAUUUCGUAUUCCCAUUCAGUAAGUGUUCAUCUAAAGGUGAAGAAGCAUAA